AUGAAUCCAAUCUUCCUGGAACCCCAUCUUCGGGACCCAAGUGCUCGAAAAAAAUCCCGCAAUGAUGCAGCGACAGGAGCGUCAGCCGCUGGUGUCCGUGCCGUCAGUGCGCAAAUGGUGGCCUUUUACUUCCGUGCUCCAAUAAAGGCUUUUUUUCGCACCCGUGUCGAUGUCGGAGCCGUUCUAUACACUUCAUAUUUACAGGUCUUAGGGGCCCUCCAUGAACCUGUCUCUCAGGGGGUCAAGCGUGUCUGGCCUCCUGCGCCUCCAUCGGCCACUUUCACCGCUGGGUUUACCGCAGGAACCAUCCAAUCGAUUGUGGCAGCCCCUUUGGAUGCUCUGCAGGUUCGUUUGCAGACCAGCGACAUGCUGGAGGGUCAGUACCGGAGUAUGUGGCACUAUGGGCAUCACAAACUGAAACAGAUUGGGCUUCGUGGAGUUUUUGCUGGCUGGAGCCUUUCAUUUCUCCGCGACUCACUCGGCUAUGCUGUGUUCUUCUCCUCCUUUGAAUACGUCAAAUCUCAGUCGUACUAUUCAUUUGUCACUUGGUAUUAUGGGUCUCUUCAUACCAACCAUUUGGACCUGCUUCCUUCCUCUGGUUCCAGUGAACGAGGCGUGCCGCUUAUCAAGCCUCAUUAUGCCCUGGAACCUUGUUUCCUAAUGAUAGCGGGAGUGGUAGGAUCUGUGGCUCAGCAAGCCAUUCAGCACCCUCUUAGCCGGAUCCAAAACCUCCACUUGGGCCGAUUGGAGUAUUUGGACCACCAAGCGAGCCUGGACCCCUCGCGAAAACAGAUGCUCCGUCUGUACUAUCAUGCAUACCAAGAGACCUGGAAACGCUGCCGGCGGAAGGCGGAUCGGGCUGGAGGGUGGCGGGCAUGGCUUUUCCGUGGUUUUGUGAGUAGCUCCCUCCGGCAGGUUCCUAGUACCAGUGCGGGUCUCAUCAUCUUUGAAUUGCCUUUCUACAUCGCCAGAUACAGCGAGAAAGGUAGUCGUCGCUCUUCCCACUCGUCAACUCGCUCUGGGUCUGGUUUCUCCGUCUGGCCUGAUACCGGUGAUAUCACCGAGCAACUUGCCGAGGAUCCCCUCCAGAAUUCCCCACACGAGUCUCUCGAGCGUGAAUUCUUAGUCGGAAAAGGAAGACAAACCCCCUCCAAGCGGGUGCACUACCCGCGAGAUUUGGAGACCCAUACUGCAUUUCUCAAAGAAAACAUCAAGAUCCCCAGUCCUUUACCACGGCGGAUAUCCCGACUAGAAAGGCUCUUGGCCACCGUUAUGUCCCCCAACAAUAGGCAAAAUGCACAAGUCCAUGGCUUGGUGGGCAAACCCUUGCUGUAUUUCACAAGUGUGUUUGUAUCACUAGGGGUGUUCCUUUUUGGUUAUGACCAAGGCGUCAUGUCCGGUAUCAUCACUGGGUGGUACUUUGAUGAUUACUUUGACCAACCCUCGAGAGCCACCAUUGGCACCGUAGUGGCCAUUUUGGAAGUGGGAGCAUUCAUAUCUUCCCUCAUGGUAGGCCGGAUAGGGGAUUUGAUCGGUCGACGAAGGACGAUCCUCUAUGGUUCAUUGGUGUUUUUGAUCGGUGGUGUUCUCCAAACCGUGGCCACCAGCAUGCCUAUGAUGAUGGUGGGCCGGAUCAUUGCCGGUUUUGGUGUGGGUGCUUUGUCCACAAUCGUGCCCGUCUACCAGUCGGAGAUAUCGCCUCCCCACAACCGCGGAAAAUUGGCCUGCAUCGAAUUUACUGGAAAUAUUGCCGGAUAUGCGACCAGUGUCUGGGUGGACUACUUCUGCAGCUUCAUUGAGUCGAAUUACUCCUGGCGGCUGCCUCUUCUUUUCCAAUGUAUCAUGGGUCUCGCCCUUGGAAUUGGAAGUCUGCUCAUCUGCGAAUCUCCCAGGUGGCUCUUGGAUAAUGACCAUGACGAGGAGGGCAUGGUGGUUAUCGCCAACCUCUAUGGCGAAGGCGACAUCCAUAAUGACAAGGCACGUCAAGAGUAUCGCGAGAUCAAAAUGGGGGUUCUCUUGCACCGUCAGGAAGGAGAAAGAUCCUAUGGAGACAUGUUUCGCCGCUAUCGCAAGCGAGUUUUCAUCGCCAUGUCAGCCCAGGCACUGGCUCAGCUGAACGGUAUUAACGUCAUCUCGUAUUAUGCACCCCUUGUUUUCGAAUCCGCUGGCUGGGCUGGUCGAGAUGCAAUUCUGAUGACAGGCAUUAACGGGAUUUCGUAUCUUCUUUCCACCAUCCCUCCAUGGUAUCUGGUCGAUGGCUGGGGCCGACGGCCAAUUCUUCUGUCGGGGGCAGUAGCCAUGCUCAUCUCUCUAUCCUUGAUUUCUUACUUCAUUUAUAUCGAGAUUAGUGCCACCCCAACCCUGACUGUGAUCUUUGUCAUGGUCUACAACGCUGCGUUUGGCGCAUCUUGGGGCCCAAUCCCGUGGCUUUACCCCCCCGAGAUUCUCCCCUUGAGUAUCCGUGCCAAGGGUGCCAGUUUGAGCACCGCAGCCAAUUGGGCAUUCAAUUGGCUUGUCGGAGAGGUGACACCGGUACUUCAGAGUGCUAUUAAAUGGCGACUGUACCUCGUCCAUGCCUUUUUUUGCGCGUGUAGUUUUGUGGUUGUGUUCUUUCUGUAUCCUGAGACUAGCGGUGUUCGAUUAGAAGAUAUGAAUGUCUUGUUUGGCGAUGCCUCAACCGCCAUGCCAACUCCGGCCACUGACGGCGAGCGAGGGUCGCUUAUCGGUGCAGGGUCACCUGUCCCGUCCCUUGAUAUACGCCGGCCGUAUGGUCAAUUUGGUGCCGAUAGCGCUAUUCCUGGUCUCGAUAUUGACCCCCCCUCUUUGACUCGGAGCCAUGAUGGGCCCAGCAAGUCUGGACAAUCAAAUUCUCCCCCAGGUGGGAGUCGUGGUGAAGGGAUUGGUGGCUGGAUUUCGAACAUGGUUAACCGUCAACGAAGCACCAACAGUCAAAGUUACCGCCGCUUGGAACAGGGGGAAGAGAUCAAUGAGUGA
This is a messenger RNA of Penicillium odoratum, 2994 nucleotides long. Its product is annotated as putative MFS monosaccharide transporter. Gene Ontology annotation, molecular function: carbohydrate:proton symporter activity. Gene Ontology annotation, biological process: carbohydrate transport; transmembrane transport. NCBI's taxonomy places the organism in Eukaryota, Fungi, Ascomycota, Eurotiomycetes, Eurotiales, Aspergillaceae. Gene Ontology annotation, cellular component: membrane. The transcript is spliced from 9 exons. The coding region runs from base 1 to 2994 and encodes 997 amino acids. The record is from RefSeq and is a predicted model, not a curated record.